CUCCCUUUACAAACGAUACGUAGCAGUUUUGCAGGUGUUGAAAUUGAAGGUGUUCAAAAACACCAAGAAGGUGAUGAUGCCCAGGGACUCGAGGGGACCCUUUGGAUUCACCCGUUUGAAUUGGCCUCCGACCUGAGUCAAACGGGGAUGGGAGAUGGAAUCCAUCGUUUGAAUGCGCUUUAAAUUGCAAGAGAGGGCUUUCGUGCACUACCCUACCUCACAACCAUCCAACAUGGUCGCCCGUGUCUGCAAGCUCCUUAUCAAGGAUCCCGACCAUCCCAACAAAGUCUACCAUCAGUGGGCGACAACGAUUUCGCCUGGAACUAAGCCUGAAACGUUCAGGGGGGAUCUUCUCCCCGAGACGGACUCCACCGUCAAUUACAAGCUCUCUGUGGACCCCGAGGACCCCGAGGACCCCGUGGAGUAUUAUUCGCCGGAGCAGGUUCUGGCGUUUGCUCUCGAGUACCUGGCCAGCGGCUCUGACGGGCCCGCCUGCCCCCUUCCCUGCGCCUCGUGGGAUGCGGAGAAGCAGAGGCUGACCCUCACCAUUGUGCGCGAGUCCAAGCAGGACCCCAUCAAGAAGCCCAAGAAGAGCAACGCGAAAGAGCCCAUCACUCGCGUGCGAACGCCGGACUCCGCGCUGUUCAUGGAGGCCGUCCGUCGCUUCUACCCCUUCGCCAAGCGCGGCCCUGGCGAAGGCCCCCGCCUGCUCAACACCAGACUGGCCGCCAAUGGCGAGUUGAAAAAGUAUUGGCAAGACAAGAUGGCCGCGGCCUACGCCUGGAGCCUGAAGCGAGGCAUCACGUUGUCGCGCGAAGACUUCCAGGCCGACUGGACAAAGAAGGCAACCGACUUCAACGCCAAGCGCACCACUUACGAGAAGACGACCGCAGCCGCCCGCGCUGUCAAGGACAAGAACCAGCCCAAGAAUGAGCGUGGCUGGUACAAGAACGCAUGGCGCAGCCAGUGGGGCAAGAUGUGGGACGGCUACAAGCGCGACCCUGUGCGCUUCACGGCUGGCGAGAAGCAGACGCUGACGGAAGAGGAGGUCGGUCUUUGCAAGGAGCUUGAGUCUUUGCUGCCAAGCCGGGCUUCCGCGAGCGUCAAGGACGCCAAGGUGUCCUACGGUGCCAUCGACGCCGGGGGCCUUCUGGGACCGCUGGCCAAGGCCUUGAGCGGCCUCUCUUCAAAGACCAAGCGCUCCUCUCUGGGGUCCACAGGCGCCGUCGACGUCGCCGCCGCACCCCAGCCCAGCCCGCCCAUGCCCCCGCCCAUGCCCCCGCCCAUGCCCCAGUCCAGCCCAGGCGCCAUCGACAAGCUGGCCGCGGCGGGUGCCGAGCGCGUGAAGGCGCUGGGCGACAAGAAGCGGACGGAUGCGAAGAAGCGCGGCCUAGGAGACGCUGACUUUGCUGAGGGAGGGAGGGAUUCGCCUGCGGGUUCUGUUAGUGAGAGCGACAGCAUGGACACUAACGGUAGCGGCACCGGCAGCGGUAGCGGCACCGGCAGAGGUAGCGGCACCGGCAGCGGUAGCGGCACCGGCAGCGGUAGCGGCACCGGCAGCGGUAGCGGCACCGGCAGCGGUAGCGGCACCGGCAGCGGUAGCGGCACCGACGGCGGCGGCGGCGGGAAUGUUGGCAAUGGCAGUGACAGGAGUGGUGGUGGCUACAGUAAUAGCGGCAGCGCCCGGGUGGACAGCGACUACCUAUACUCCGAUGAGGAAGAGGAAGAUGCUGCUGACGCUGAACCGGGUCAUUUCCUGGCGGCAGCUCUACACCGCGUUGUGGCUUCUCUCGACCAGGACGACCCUGCCAACAUCAACACCAUUGAGCUGCUGAAUGCUAUUCUGCAGCAAUUCGGGCACCUGGCGCCUGUUGACGGCGACGGUGAUGCUGAUGACCAAGCCGGUGCGGUUGCCAACGACCUUGCGGCGCAGGGUAUGGUCAUGCAACCCACCAACAUCUCCGAACUACAGCAUGGUGCGCGGUCUGUGCAGCACUUCAAGGGCAUCAUGUCAGAGCCGCUGUGGAGAACAGGCACUCAAUCUGCACCUAUCACUGUGGGGCAGUUUGCUUACGCUUGGAUGAAGGAGAAGAUUGAUGGGCGCGUACGGGAUAAUGUUGCGGACCGUCAGCUGCGUUUCCUUCGUGACGUGUGCUUUCCACCUGGCAAUAACUUGCCCCCGUCGCUGUACAUAAUGAAGAAGAUGUUGGACAUUCCAGACGCACGUGACUUUGAGAAGCACGUUUGUUUGAGCGACAAGUGCUUGUUCCCUGAUUUCCCUCGAGAUGAGUGGCACCAGCACCUGCAAGAUGAGUGCGGCUGCGGCCAUCGACGGUUUAAGCCUGCCCGGCCAGGACACCAACCAGUUCCGAACAAGAGGUUCUACGACUUCGGUGUCGAGAAUGUCGUGCGCGGCAUGUUCAUGGACCCACGGUUCUGCACGUUUCGCGGCACAGGGCGCGACAACAACCCUGACGACUUCUACGGCUCGCGGUACGCGCAAGACAUCAAUGCCAAGACUUCCGGCGAGUUCUUCGAGCCCGACAGCUCGGCUUACGACCUGGGCUUUGACUUCGGCGAGGUCUUCUCAUUCAAGAAGUACAGCUGCGGGAUGCUGUUCAUUCGGUGCGCGGACCUGCCAGUGACUCAACGCAGCAAGCGCCGCCACUGCUUCCCCCUGAUCAUCACGCCCGGACCUUCGGAGCCUGACUCAAUGGAAGUCUACUUGCGCCCAACACUGACAGCAUUCAAGGCCUUCGGGCCUGGCACCGAGGGCAUGACCGUGGUGGACGCUGCUUCGGGCCGAACCUUUGGGCACAAGAUGUUUCUGGGCGGUAUCUUUGCUGAUACGCCUGCAAACCGGACGUUGAGUCUUUGGCUCUCCCAUGCGGCCAAGAACGCAUGUGGGCACUGCAUGCUGCUGGGAGAGACUGGCCCUAACGGCCAUGGUACAUACUUUCUGGGGUACAACAAGCCGGCGGACAUCAACACAGCGCUGAACGUCCUGUUGCCACCUGACUGUUGUGGAAAGUAAUCAUGACUUGGCAUCGGCGCUGGGUUGCCAUGGCAUUUCCUGCAUAGCGAAGGAGCUGUCGUACAUAGACAUGAAUAACGUGUGGGUUGUGCCCAUAGCGCAUGCAGCUCUGUUCGGUGUCAUCAAGAAGUUCUGGCACUUUGUGCUGGGCGAGUCCGUCAAGAAGGCUGAGAGUGACUUUGUGUUAAGUGUAGAGGCUCGUCGCAGAAUGACUGCACGUGCAUCCCAUUUCAUCAUUACUAAUGACUUUAACCGACCCUACCGUGACAUUGUCCCCUGCUCGUACUGGACCAUGGAAGAAUGGCUGCACUGGACGGACUGCUUCUCCCUAUACGUCCUGCACUCGCACGGAGGGGAUCCUAAUAAAGUUGUGAUGCCGGUAGUUACACGGAAAGAUGAUGCAGGGCUGGAUCGUGAGUUUGACCUGGGGAGAAUGUGGGAGAUGUUGCGCACGGCCAUGCUGCAUUAUCUGCGGUAUGACCAAUUCUCGGAGGCUGCGUGUGACAGUGCAGCAGUAACCUUCAAACAGUUCUGCUGUGACUCGGAGCUCGUGUUUGGCAUGAAGUUUGCUACCUACAACAUGCAUCUACUGGCAUGUAGGCUACGCGAGCAGGAGCGUGCACGUGGGCACGUGGCGUUUGCAACUGAGUUCUGGGUCGAGCGCGGUGUGCAGCAGGUCAAAAGUGGGGUCAAGUUCCGCACAACCAGGUGUCCAGAGCAAAUUAUUGUGAGUGGGUUCCUUGCAAGUGCCCGGCUCGCUGAGAUGCGAGCUGAGCGUGGCAGGGGAGGUGGCACCGCGGAUGGUGGUGCAACCGGGCCAGCCGGGGUAGAGGCCGGCCAUGCACUGGCUGCGGGUGGGAGCCAGUACAAGUCAUUUGAUGAGUGGGUGCCAGAUUACCGUGCAGCACACGUCACAUUGACGGGGGAUGUUUGCGCGGAUGUAGAGGAUGGUGAGGGUUCCCAGCUGCUUGGGCGCGGAUAUGUGGCGGGUCCGACCGAGCGGACAGUUGUCUUCGAAGCAUUCAUGAAGGCUUUUAGUAAAGAGGACUUUGCGACACGUUCAGGUGUGGUGGAGGGUGACUUGCAGAACGCAAGUGUUAUUAUAUUCAAACGUGCACUUGUACGACGUGACCAGGUUUUACUAUCUACAAAGUAUAACUUGACCACUGCACGUGAGUCAUUUUAUGUGAAGACUAAGUAUGCGCCAUCCCUUGACACCCCAGAGGACGAUCAGGACGUGUCUGUGUAUGUUGGAGAGGUUGCAUUCUAUGCUCGUGUGCAAACCGUGCGUGGGGUUGUAUGCCGUGUGGCGAUUUGCGAAUUGCAUAAGGUGGAGGUGGUACGGCCGCAGUCGUUGUACUAUGCUGCAGACUUUAGUCGCCGCAAGGCAACCCCCAACCAAGAACGCCAGCAGACGUUCCUGAACUCGUUCCCCGUGCUAUUGCAAGCCAUUGACUCGAAGGUGAUGCGCUGCAAGCUCGACGAGAAUAAAAGUUACUUCAUUACGUACCACUUGUUUUCUCAGUUGCCAACCAAUGAUGGUGAUUGGCAAGGAGCAGUGCAAGUUGGGUAGCCGCUCACGCGGCUGAUGCAGUCUGUAACAUGAUGAUGUC
Molecule: messenger RNA, 4647 nt
Organism: Chlamydomonas reinhardtii
Lineage: Eukaryota; Viridiplantae; Chlorophyta; Chlorophyceae; Chlamydomonadales; Chlamydomonadaceae
Exons: 12
Coding region: 233-3034 (933 amino acids)
Source: RefSeq, a predicted model, not a curated record